GUAAGAGACUCAGUGGGAAGCUCAAGAAACGGUAUAAAAAGGGCUCACAGCACAGACAGCUCACAUCAGACAGCUGCUCUUGACUUCUCCUCUUUGGUGCUUUGAGUUCACCUCCCUGCCCGAAGGAUGUCCUACCUCAGCCAGCAGCUCAGCUCCCGCUGCUUCCCCCCCUGCGAGGUGACCUGCCCGCAGCCCUACGCUGACGCCUGCAGCCAGCCCUGUGUCACCUCCUGUGGGGACUCCCGCGCUGUGGUCUACCCCCCACCUGUGGUCAUCACCUUCCCAGGCCCCAUCCUCAGCUCCUGCCCACAGGAGAGCUUUGUGGGCAGCUCAGCCCCACUGGGGCUGGGGCUGGGACAGCCCAGGGCUCUGCAGGGCUCCCUCUCCUAUGGGGGCUUCUCCUCCUCCUCCUCUUCCUCCUUCUCCCAGCAGUCCAGGAGGUAUCCCUACAGGGGCUGCAGGCCCUGCUGAGCACUGCAGCGUGUGGAUGGCUGGAGAAACAGUGGGGACCCAACGACAAGACGUGGCUGUGCAUCUGAGCUGAGGAGCUUCCCCAGGCCCUGGUCACCCACGACUCCAGCUAAUCCUCUGCUGCCUGUGGGUGCUGCUUAGCACCCUACCCAUGGCUUUCUUACAAUCUUUUUCUUUGAUGUUGCUGCUGUGAAAAUGCUUCUUUUCUAUUCUUAGAAAUCUGAAUCUUGACUAAGCAAAACAUGUUCCUCACUGUUAGAGCAA
Molecule: messenger RNA, 735 nt
Organism: Anas platyrhynchos (mallard)
Lineage: Eukaryota; Metazoa; Chordata; Aves; Anseriformes; Anatidae
Source: RefSeq, a predicted model, not a curated record